This is a messenger RNA of Saprolegnia parasitica CBS 223.65, 1812 nucleotides long. RefSeq lists its product as hypothetical. Bases 1 to 1812 code for a protein of 603 amino acids. The transcript is spliced from 5 exons. The record is from RefSeq and is a predicted model, not a curated record. Lineage: Eukaryota; Oomycota; Saprolegniomycetes; Saprolegniales; Saprolegniaceae.
AUGAUGAACCAAGCGGUCUCCUUCAGGGUCCUGCUCUCCAACGACGCGGUCUACCGCUUCCAGUGUCUCGCAACACACCAGCUGCGAGUCGUCUUUGACCAUAUACAAGAGCUCUCGUCGGCCUCAAAGCCUGCGGAGCUGUACCAUUGGCGCACGCACCAACAUUUGGACGGCGGCAAGGUGGUCGGUGACAUUCUCGCCGACGGCGAUCUCUUGACGCUGGAGGUCGAGGCACCAGCCAGCGAGGCCAUAACGGUGUGCCUCGACGCGACGACGUCGAUGGUCGACCUUAGCCUCUACCCACAUGACGACGCCGUCCAUGACGACCUCGGGCUCCUCGACCAGCUCGUGCCACUGGUCGCCGACGACGGCAUCAGCAACAAUGACAGCAACAACGCGAUGGAAGAGUCCGCGUCGUUCGAGCUACCGGAUGCAGGCGACCGUGAGCGUUGGCGCAAGGCGCACCUCGGGCGCAUCGAGGCGAACGGGCUCGCGACGACGCUCAACCUGACAACCCUCGAGAUCGAGCACAACACGCGCAUCUCGCACCACGAUCUCAUGCUGCACGCGGCGCUGCAGCUUACAGAGAACGCACUCGUGUUGCAGCACGAGCUCCGGCUCUUGUACUUGCACUUGCGCAGCCACCAGGGCUCGUCGCCGAUCCUCAAAGAGUCGGCCUCGACGUUGCUGUCGCUGCUACGACGCACGGACCGCCGGCCGAUCUUGUUGCAGCCAGGCAUCGACGUGGCGAUGCACGGCUACGUCGACUGCGGCAAGUGGGGCGCGCUCUGGCGCACCAAGCAGCGGUGCUGGGCCGUGCUUUGGGCCGCAAAGCUCUCGUUCUUCCCGUCGCCCGAGGCCGCCAAGAAGUACAUGUUUGCGCUGGCGAACGCGGGGCGCAGCGACGCGCCAGACGACGUCAUCGGCCAGCGCAUCCAGCGCGAGUAUGCGCCGCACACGGAGUUCGCCCUGGCGGGAUGGAGCGUGCGCCCGGGCGCGCCCGAGUGCGCGCGGCACACGUUCGCUCUCUUUGACGCGCAUGGCGUCCUUCGGCAAGUCGUCGACGUUGCGUCCAAGGCCGAGACCGACGCGUGGGUUCGCGCAAUUACGAUCGAAGCCCAGCAGCACCUCGUGCGGCUCCAGGCCAAGCUGUCGACGGCGACCGCGCCCGAGUACCUCCAGCUACUCCGGCUCACAGGCGAGGACGGCGCGGCACGCUUGGCGCUGACGCCGACGCUACGCCUUCGCGUGCCGCUCAAGUGGCUCCACGUGCACUUGGAGGCGCAGGACGCAUCGCUGCGCGCGCGGCGGCUCAAGUGCUCGAACUUUGCGCAAGCGCUCAAGGACAUCCAGCGCGAUGUGCUGCGCAUCAACGGCCGCCUCUACGCGAGCUCGUGCUUUGAAGACAUGCUCUCGGAGCUCGCGAUCGAGCUCCUCCAACACGCGUCGAGCCACCGGAAAAGCUCGGAAAUGGACGCGCUCGCGUGUGCGCGGCAGCUGCUCAUCUACAGCAGCCGAACGACGGGCGGCGGCGACGUCCUUGAUGCGGUGCACUACUUGUUAUCGAGUGCCCACUACUGCCUCUGCCCCGAGAUGAGUGACGUGUCGCCUGUCGACGUCGCGAUCCAGCUCCUCGACGGCCAAACCGUCGUCGACAUCGAGAUGACGAUGGUCUUCAAGCUCAUCCCGACGGCCGGCGAGCAAGCCAUCGGGCGCGUCAUUGGCAUCUCCCGCCAGCGACUCCUCUGCGACAUGACCACGCACUUGGAAGUCGACGGCGAAAUCCGCCUCGAGGUCGAGCCCGUGGAAUAA